UGCUCGGCUUGCGUCGGCUCGCGCUAGUGAAACUCGACGAUGCUCCAGAGGGUACCAGACUGACGCAGGCGUAUCGGCCACCCCUAGCAGCCCCGAUGAUGGCGUCGCCUUGUCUAGACAGCAGCAGCUUCUGGAAAUGGCGAUUGCCGUGGUGUUUGCAGAGUAGUGCCGAUUGCGUCUGCAAUGUCUGGUACUGUCCUCGUCGACGCCAGGCAUUGGAGACCUGAGGGCAGAGGCAGACGUGCCUACAAUACGUAUGCCCAGCCUCGCCCGACGACCCCCUCUGCCACACCCUCUUGCUCUUGCUCUUGCUCUUGCUCUUGCUUUUGCUUUUGCUUUUGCUUUUGCUUUUGCUUUGAUGGACCAGCAGAAGACCAUCGUGACCUCGCUCAUAUGCAUGCCCGUCUGUUACCCCACAGUCGGCGAGAUGCACUGCACGCUGCACAGGUCCUAUUGCGGCCUCUCCAUGGUUUGCCCAGAGCCGAGCGUAGCCAUGCCGUCCUCGCUCUCCAUGCGCAGCCAGCCCCCAUUCUUCUUUUCUUCUGACAGCAUCAUAUCCACCUUGGCACCGCUCCUCGUCACGCGUCCCGGUAUCGGCUCUCGUGGGGGUUACGCAAAAUUUUGUAAUCUGCCCAUGGCUGCUAUGCUGGGCGCGAUGAGGGCCGUAGCGGCUGCGGAAAGCGUCGGCGGGCCCACAGCGGACCUCCGACAAUCAAACUCCUUCCCCCCGCCAUGGCCAUUGACUUGCACGCAUUGAGCAUUGAAACGCCUUUCUGUCGCCAUAAUGUCGCGGCAUUGUAAUGUACAACUGUGUCGCAGAAUAUUGCGUUGCAGGUACACGCA
Molecule: messenger RNA, 843 nt
Organism: Bipolaris sorokiniana ND90Pr
Lineage: Eukaryota; Fungi; Ascomycota; Dothideomycetes; Pleosporales; Pleosporaceae
Exons: 1
Coding region: 257-757 (166 amino acids)
Source: RefSeq, a predicted model, not a curated record